Molecule: messenger RNA, 7467 nt
Organism: Aedes albopictus (Asian tiger mosquito)
Lineage: Eukaryota; Metazoa; Arthropoda; Insecta; Diptera; Culicidae
Exons: 4
Coding region: 559-7407 (2282 amino acids)
Biological process (GO): protein import; protein targeting; intracellular protein transport
Cellular component (GO): membrane
Molecular function (GO): ATP binding
Source: RefSeq, a predicted model, not a curated record
AACUCUUUAGAUAGUCCAACAAAAGUUUCUUAAACAUUUACGAUCGCUUAUUAGAUGGAAGAAAAACGAAACGGAUCCUUUCGUUCAGACGUAAAUCUGGAGAUUUGCUUAUCAGCUUAAGAAAAACCCAGAUAACACUGUGGCACAAGUAUCUCCUGUGGACUCGAGAAACUCAACCGAGCAGUUGUUUUUUUUUGUGUUAGAUAAUUAUCAACGGUGACGAAAUUGUUGUGACUGUGAUUAACUGAUACGGUGAUCCGGAUAUGCCUUUCUCUACAUUUGAUCCUAUUAUUAUACUUACUGCGAUACUGAGCUUUACUCGGGAACGCCUUAAAGAGGUUAGAAACAUCAUCAGUAGCUGCAAAGGCCAGAAAGUGAUACAAAAUAAUUUCGCAUUUUCAUGGGUGAUUUAUUAACGCACCAAUGCAUACCUGGCAAAAAAAAGUUUACGCUAGGCAGCUGUAUUGAAUCUGGUGGUCUCAAACGUCUUUAAACGUUCGAAACGAGUGGCAGAGUGUAGAUGACGCAUACGGUUUCCCAUCACGAAUCAUACGAAAGAUGGCUAACGUUGUUGUGAUGAUGUCAAAAAAGACAAGACCAGUUCGUCCCCGAUUGGAGCAGUGCAAAAGACUGAUAGAUACCACAGGAGAACAGUUCAUCGAACUGCACAGCCAUGACGAUCGCGGUUUACCGUACUCCGCUAGUUUCCGAUAUGGCCACAUGAUAUGGAAACUCCAUGGACAGGAGUGCUUGUUGACCAUAGGAAAGAGCUACGUCGCUGUGGUUUCCAUCGAUCGCAUCCGUGAACUGAAUGAAGCGAACGACUUUGAUCUGGCGGGAGACAUCUUGCGGAAAAAUCUAACAACCAGACUCGUGUUGUACGACCAGUACCAAGAGGAAAUGGCUGGACUGAAAAGUUCGAUCGAGAGACUACUGUUGGAGCUAGGAGCUGAUUGUUGGGAUCAUUCUAAGAAAGCUGAAUAUUUGUUGCAUCUGUUGAGAACAGCUGAAAAGCGCUUAUAUGAAGUUGAUUUCGAAUUCUGCAAGGAACUUUGCUCAGAGACAUUUGUUCACAGCUAUCAACUAACAGUGGAUAUUGUAGCAUACGCAGCGAUGAAAAAUGCCCUGAAAGUUAGAAACGGUGUCGAGUUUGCCGAUUUGUCGAAAAGUGAUUGGAGCGAUGGCAAUAAGUUUUUACGUGAAGCAUUGAACAAUGCGUUUGAAAUACACAGAAGUCUGUUUCUACAGUUAUGCCCUUCACAGAUUAAAGAUGAAUUAGACAGAAUUGCAAAUCACAUACUGCUAAGUCCGAAAGAUGCACUUGUGCUUUGUGAACUGGAGUGCGUAUUCAAUGGAACUGCGUUUGAAUCGACAAAGGCGAUCAUCUUGAAUCGUUUCAUAGAAAGCAUCGACAGUAUUACUCCAUCUGAUUAUUGUCAAAUGCUACAGUUAAAUGAAGUUUAUCCCCACAUAUGCAAAGGCUUGUUUGAAGGAGCUGCUCGUGUUGGAAAAAUCCUUGGUACCACAGAUGUUAUUGAUUAUAUAGGGAACGAAUGGAGCUGGAUUGCACAACCAAUCGCCGAGCAGAAUUCAAAUUUGUAUAGAUGUUUCAAAAGUCAACUCUGUGUGCUUAUCGACUUUGCAAACCACUUUGAGCCUGGUAAACCCACAGCCAAGCAAAUGUAUCCUUACGUAUUCCAAAUUGAUCUUUUGAAGCCGUUGAACACGCUUCGAAGCGAACAGCACCUGUGGUUAUGCUUGAUGGAUUCUGCAUUCAAAGAAGCUGUAAAUGGAGACUUGGCAUCGGUGAUUUAUUUCACGGACGUUCUGAAGAGCUUUCGCGAAUGUGUAACGUUAAUCGAUUUACGAAAUGGAUCGUGGGAACGACUUCGCAAGAUGACCCAUGAAACGCUCGAAUUGGCAGCACAGGUUCAUUCAUUAUUGUCUUCGAAGGAAAUUAAAUUGUACGUUGAAAUGGUCUUGAAACAGUUCAAUAGCGCUCACAGAAAUCUGCGCGUCGAAGAGAAUUAUAUGAAUCUUUUUUGCGAUUAUACAUCUACCUUUUUGAACUUCUGGAAAAAACUGUCGCUCGAAAAACUUUCCCAACUACUCAAAGGAGAAUAUCUACAUUCCUUUAUGGAACAAAUUCAGGUGAAGUUUUUGGACGUUGCCUUUAAUGUACUUAAGAAAAAUGCCGAACAUGAGAAGGUUAUAGAACUUAUGAAGGAGUGCACCAAGCUUCUCACGGAUUUGGAUAGCUUUCCAUUUGAGUGGUAUGUUCAGUUCAGCAAUAGACGAAUGGAGAAAGUUCUUUCGGAGGCACGAAUAGUUACAAAUAUAGUAAGCGACAAAACACAACGCGAGUGCUACGUCGUCUCGAAACAACAUUAUCAAUUGUUCGUUGAAGUAUGUAAUGGAGAGGAUAUACCAGUGCACUUCCAAGUGGAAACUGUUCUGAAUCUGCAGAAUUGUCUUUUCACUUUGAUGAUGCUUCGCCAAUGGAAUAACUCAAACGAGUUUCUCACCGCCAAUGAUCAGCUCAAAGCUACAACAUUAAUGAUGGAAGCCAUGAGGAAUUCGCUGUUUUAUCUGAAGGAGCAACCGAAUUACUUGAACUUCAUCAAAUUUAGUGAUUCUUUUCUGCAUCACUUCAGAAGUCUUAUAAGCGAAUGUCAUUCAAUGGAGAAUUUCAAGAAGCGAGUGGCAGCUUUAAGAAGUUCAUUGAAACCUACUAUUGCAGCUAUAAAACCACGCAUAGCUCGAGGACCUUCAUUGAAGCUGUGCAAACGUCUGAUGAGUAACGAUAAAGAACAGUACAUUACUGAACGAAGUGCCAACGAAUCCGGUUUACCAUAUUCGGCAAAGUUUCGCUUAAAGGAUUCGUACUGGAAGUUGCACGGAGAACAAUGUCUGAUCACCGUAGGAACAAGCUAUGUAGCCGUAGCAACAAUCAGCCCCAUCAAAGAACUGAACGAAGCAAGCGAUUUUGAUACGGCACAAAAGAUAUUGUUGAAUCAUGUGAAGAUCGAGAAAGUAUUGGCGCAGGAAAAUCAUAAACCAUUUUUCCACAAUCUAUGGCAACAGGUGACGGAGAAAUUUGGAAGAACAAUUAAACCAGCACAACGAAAAAGUAACGUAGCCCACAGCUGGAUGCAUGAGUUUGCCUUUUCUAAUACCGCGAAAACUACACCGAAAGAACCAUUGAAGAUUAAUGCAUCAAAAUCUCCAUCUGUUAACCAGAUUGAUGCCGAGGAAAUACGUGAGAGAAUCUUUGGAUCUGCACUGAAGCACCGAGGACAACUUGCUGACAUUACUGACAGGCAGUACAUAAAACUACGAAGUCCCAUCGCCGAUGGACUACCAUAUUCGGCCCAGUUUGACCAUGAGGGAUCGACGUGGACGCUGCACGGGGCAGAGCGUUUGCUUACCAUUGGUACCGGAUAUGUGGCUCAGGUAUCCAUCGAAUCAGUGUCAGAGCUGAACGAUGCAGGUCACUUCAAUUUAGGAAAAGCGAUACUGCUCAAGCAUUUAGUGACAGAAAAAGUUUUGUUGGAUGAAGCGUGGGACUCGCUGAAAGCAGAAUUGCUUCGUCUAGGAAAUGAGAGCGUUACUAAUGUCGAGAGUGUCAAUUGCUUGAUUGAGUUGAAUAGGAUUGGACGGAAGCAUAAGUACGAGUUUACUGACGAAUUCAUCAAAGAAAUAAGCUCAAGAUUUGUUGUAUUUAGUGAACAAUUAAGAACCUCAUUCAAUGAAUGCUCCAAAUUCAGCAGUUCCAAAAGAAGAAUACAUUUUAACGUUUUUGAAGCUUUGGAACCCGCAUUCAAUAAUCACAAGCAGAGUUUGCUAAAACUUUGCUCCAGUAAGCUCGCAAUAAAACUGAAUAACUUAGAGCCGCAUUGUUGCAUGUUAUUGGGAGCAGAAGACGUCAAGCUUUUCAGCGACUUGGAAUGCGCUUUGAAUCAGACUAUAUUCGGUACCGCGUUGCCUCAAAUUAUUGACAGCUUUGUUAAAAGGGUGCGUGGCUUAGAACAAGCAGCACAUGUUAAAUCAAUUCCGUUAGUUAACGGUAUCUACUUCCAUGUCUGCAAAGGCCUAGUGAACUUGGAAAACCUCGUAAAGGAGGAACUUUACGGCCGAGACAUCGUUCGUUAUCAGAAUGGAGAAUGGAGGUUGCUAAACAUAGCAAAAGAACAAAUCAAAACACCCAUGUCUAAAUGUUUGUUGAAGCAAUUAGCAAUGUUUGUAGCUUAUGCGAACCACUUUGAACCAGGGAGGCCAACUGUACAUGUAUCUUAUCCAUGUAGAUUCCGUAUAGAUCAGUUCCAACAGAUGGCUGAGGUUCACCAUGAAUAUCAUCUAUGGCUAGCUCUUUUGGAUUUAACUAUGGUUGACAUUUUCGAGGGUGAUAUUCAUCGAAUUGAGGAAUAUUCAGCAGUUACGCAAAUGUUUGUAAACUGCUUGUCUUCGAAUAGAUUCGGUGUAGUUUCGCAUGAAUCGAUCCGAACUGUUACCCACAAUACGUUGGAAUUAGUGGCUCUUAUCGAACAGUCCGAAUAUGGUCUCAAUGAUUUCAACAAGGCUUUUCUAGAUAAACAGAUUCAUGUUUUUGAGAAAACGUUGUCCGGCGAAAAGCUGGAUUUUAACCAAUAUCGAGAUUUUAUGGAUGCAUUUAAAGUUUUUUGGGAACGGUACAACUGUGUUAUUCCUAACCUGUCGUCUAAGAUGAAAUGUAAAUACUUGCAACAGCAGUUUGACAAACUUGAGUUCAAGCUUAUGAAUGUGAUUUUACGCGUUUUGGAUCAACAGUUUGAUUCAAAUGACAUAAUUAGAUUUUUUAGAAUGUAUAAUGAUUUCAUCCUUGAUUUAAAAGAACUUCGUUUUGAAUGGUACGUACGACCUGCCAACGAAUCCUUAAAACAAAGUUUGUUGAAGGAAAAUCUAGUUAUCAGAGUAGAUAAUCUCUUAGGUAACACCCAUAAUGAAUGUUUUCAAGUAAAACCAGAUAUGGUCGACAAGUUUGUCGCAGUAUGCUCACAAACAAGUAUUUCAAAACAUUAUCAAAUUGAAGUCAUGUACACGUUUCUGGAUUACAUAGUUGGUCUUGCAGAUAAACAAACUUGGAAAAACGGUAGCAUGCUUACCAAGGCACAUCAGAUAAACGCAGUGAUUCUUCUGAUCAACGCAAUAAGAAGUUCCCUACUGUAUCUUAAAGAACAGCCGGAUUAUGUAGAUUUUGAAAAGUAUCACGAAGAAACAACCAAACCACUCUACAGCGUCAUUGAACAAAGUGAUUCAAUGGAAAAUUUCGAGAAACGAGUUGAACUAGUAAAAGAAUCAUUCUGGUACAUUCGAAACCAAAAUUCGAUUGGAAUUGAUGAAGCAUUACAGCGGUGCAAAUGUGAUAACGAUAACUUCGAAGCAAAUAUUCUGAAGGUGACUUUUGAUACAUAUACAGAUCAGUACGAGAGAUAUCUUAGUGGAUACAUGGAAAAUGGGGUAUGCAGUAAUGGCCAAAUUCAGAAAAUUGUAAAAGAUGUCUGCAAACGUGUAAAACCGAGGCUUUGGUCUGAAUGGACUGUAGAUUUUAAGCAAAAUGACAUUCCGACUAUUUUGGCUGGCCUGGCAGCUGUGUGGUCCAUCAUGGUUUCGGUGGAUGUAGCCAGCUCUGGUAGUUUCCUGAAGCCACAUCCAAUUCAAAUACUUAGCGUUUUGAGACUGUUAUGCGUUGAUGAGAAUUGUGUUGGCAUUAAGAAACAUCUUGCGCAGAUUUUGACAGGGCAAGGUAAAUCGCUCACUCUUGGUCUUGUUGCGGCAGUACUGGCUCUUUUCGGUCAUGACGUGGUGAUUGUUUGCUAUAGCGAUUAUUUGGCAAGUCGAGAUUCCGACGUUUUUCUUGAAUUUUACCGAAAGUUUUCCAUCUCGUCUAAAGUAUCUUACCAGACAUUCCAGCACAUGGUAUACAAGAAAAUUGAUACGUUUUACACUAAGGCGGUAAAAUACCUACGAGAAUGCAUAGGACUCGCCCAAUCACAAUCUAAUAAAACAGAUAAAAAAGAUAAGAGUUUAGUUAAAUCAGCUUCUGACAUACUUCUAAUUGACGAAGUAGAUGUUUUCUUUAUUGAUACUUUCUAUGGAAACACUUGGAAUUCCUGUACUUUAGUGGAACUUCCGGGACUAGGGUUGAUCCAGCAAACUAUUUGGGAACUAGUUCAGGAGUACGACAUAGAAGAUGCCAGGAUUACUUUACUUGAAUUUAUUAAAUUAUCAAGUAAUCAAGAGAUGGUUAAGUUUAGAUCACUUAUGCAUAGAAAUGGUUCUUAUAAUAUGAUAGUACCUUAUGGUUCAGACAUGUCAGAGAUUGUACAUACCAACGAAUCAUUAUUUUUGGAACACCUGAACAAGAUGUUAUAUGCAGCAACGGAAAUUCAUAAUGCUUCUGCAGACAGUGCUUUGCUCAAUGACUAUAGGAUUGACACUGCUGGAAGAAUCAGAAUGAAAGAUGCAUUUGGUAAGUUUAUUUUGAAUUGGUUCCAGUCUUACAAUAACACGUUUGUUUAUUUCAAACUGCGCAAAAGAAAUUUCAUUGAAAGAGCCGAAGGGUAUCUUAACUUUGGGUAUAUGAUCAUCCGUACCGUGGCUUUUUCAUUUUCUAGGUUGCCCGAAACCUAUUCUUUAAUCUUGGGCGUCACGGGCACGCUAAAUGGCUUAAGUUCUUAUGAACAGAGCGCCAUCGAAAACCAUUACAACAUCAAGCGAAAAUCAAUCAUGCCAUCAUAUUUCGGUGGAUCUUAUUUGACCUUUUCAUCUGUAGAUGAUUUCAAAUGUACUACAGAUGAAAUCAGUUGGAGAAGAAUGAUUUUCACUAGAAUCAACGAGAUGAUCGAUACUAAACGAUCGGUGAUCGUAUUUUUUGAUAGUGACCUUAAAAUUAAGAAGUUCAAACAAGAUUUUGCAAAUCAACUUGAUCGAUUGCACGAAUUAACCACUAACACUGAAGACAGAGAGCGCUACAUCACAGAGGCGGGUCAUACCCGGACCAUCACUUUGGCCACCCGUGAAAUGGGCCGUGGAGUUGACUACAAAUCGUCCUUGUUGGUAGAGAAGAACGGCGGCAUACACAUCAUUCAGACAUUUUUUUCCCUGGACGUGAAAGAGGAAACGCAAAUCAAGGGUCGAACAGCUCGUAAGGAUAACCGUGGAAGCUACGAGCUGAUUGUGUGCCAAGAGCAUCUUGUCCAACUCAAAUUGAUCCCUCAAGUUAUGGUCGGCGAUAACAACUACAAUUAUUGCUAUUUGGCAAACGCCAGAGAUCGAAUUACCACACUUGAUUUUGAAAAAAGAGAAAGAAAACUCGAAGAGGCAAACGCUAGACAUGAAAAGUCCAUUCAGUUUGUACAAAACAUUUGAUUAACAAAUAGUUUUAAGUUUAGGGUUAUGUGACUUUUAUAAAUAAAAUUGAAAUGGUUA